GUUUCUUCUCCCACAAGAAAAGCCAAGAAACCCUAUUCCUUCAUAUAUAAUUCAUAUCCUCCAAAACCAAAACCCACUGUUCAUCGUUAAUUAUCAACUCUUGUCACCACAAACACAAUGACUCGUAGCAACAAAGGUGACGUAGAGUCUGGAAACAACAACCAACUCUACCCCAUGAUGCUUGAGAGGCCUCAGCUCCGAUGGGCGUUUAUUCGCAAAGUCUACAGCAUUUUAUGCAUCCAAAUGCUUCUAACCACAGCGGUUGCCGCAACAGUUGUAUUCGUGCGCCCCAUACCAAACUUCUUCACUCAAACCGCUGCUGGCCUUGCUGUCUAUAUCGUCAUUUGCAUACUUCCUCCCAUACUUUUAUGCCCCUUGUACUAUUGCCGCAAGCGUCACCCUUGGAACUUCUUCGUUCUCAUGCUGUUUACGGUUUCAAUGUCAUUUGCGGUGGGACUUGCUUGUGCAUUUACAAAAGGACGAAUUAUUUUGGAGGCUGCUAUUCUCACGUGUGUUGCGGUUGUUAGCCUAACUCUCUACACCUUCUGGGCAGUGAAGAGAGGAAAAGAUUUCAGUUUUCUAGGACCCUUUCUGUUUGCUUCUCUCCUUGUGCUCAUAGUCUUUGGACUCAUUCAGAUCUUUAUCCCUCUGGGCAAGAUAUUCGUGAUGAUAUACAGUGGUUUGGCAUCGCUUAUAUUCUGUGGUUUUCUUGUUUAUGACACUGACGAUAUGAUCAAGCGCUACUCCUAUGAUGAUUAUAUCUGGGCUGCAGCUUCCUUGUAUCUAGAUGUUUUCAACAUCUUUCUCAGCCUCCUCAAUUUACUUGAUGCUGCAGACAGCUAAAAGCCUUCAUUUUCUCCUCUCAAUCUCAUAUCUUUGCAUCUUCAAAUAGUCAUAUUGAUAUAGAAACUUUGAGCCUUUUUUACCCAAUUGAAGAGAAGUGUGGUUAAGAAUGCAAAUCCAAUUAAACACAAUAUCUUUGUUUUGUUCAUAUCUAUAUUAUUGCCUAGCUUCUCUACGGUGGGAUUUUCUUUGUUUAUCUUACCCUUGGUUUUGAAAAGAGGGUUCAAUUUAUAUUCUAGAUUUUUUAUAAGCCUAGAGAAAUUUCCAAGCAGUAACUCAAGCUAUACAAGGCAGAUUAUCAAGCAUCCUUUCCUAGUGCAAUUAAAUAGAAAAGGAAUGGUUAUUGGACUUGAAUCUUGCCAUAUGUUUUGUAUGAUUUAUGUAUUGCAGAAAUGAUAGUGCCAAGUCCUAUGCUACCAAA
Molecule: messenger RNA, 1264 nt
Organism: Quercus robur (English oak)
Lineage: Eukaryota; Viridiplantae; Streptophyta; Magnoliopsida; Fagales; Fagaceae
Product: protein LIFEGUARD 2-like
Exons: 4
Coding region: 118-843 (241 amino acids)
Cellular component (GO): membrane
Source: RefSeq, a predicted model, not a curated record